Molecule: messenger RNA, 1059 nt
Organism: Neohortaea acidophila
Lineage: Eukaryota; Fungi; Ascomycota; Dothideomycetes; Mycosphaerellales; Teratosphaeriaceae
Exons: 1
Coding region: 1-1059 (352 amino acids)
Source: RefSeq, a predicted model, not a curated record
AUGCCGCUACAACUACUCCCCGCCUCUGCACAAGCAUUCGCGCCCCGAGCCCCGCCGACCAUCGUCCUCGGCACCAAGGUCGAGCAAUGGUUGACGCAGGCGCUGAAGCGCAUCAACCGCGUUAAGCGCCCGCUCAACAGCGUGCCCCAACACUACCGAAAUCUCACGGAAACUCUCGGCGGUGCUGGAGCGAUAUGGACGCUUACGUCGCUCAUGUUGCCCAAGGCGCCCGACGCCGAGCUGCGCAAGGACGACAACCCGUUAAUAGAGGCGCUCUUCAACUAUCAAUUGGUUCACGUCGAGGCCUACGUCGUCCAUGUCGACAUGGUGUCGCAGAUGGAAGUCGCCUUCAAACUGACGCCCGAGACCAUCGAAGCGCUCACCGAGUACCACAAGGACAUCUACUCCGCCGACACCUUUGCUGACACCUGGAGCUGGCCGGAGAAGGAGGCGCAAAUGAAGAAGUUGCAGGAUGAGUUUGUCCAAGCCGUCAACAAAUUUGUCUAUCGCACUGGUGUCCGCGUUCUGGAAGGUCUGGAAGAGGAUGGUGCGGGUGAGGUGCUCGACGGACGGACUAAGGAGGUCAAGACUCUGAUUGGCAACCUGUUUGUGCCGCUCCUGCCUCCUCCGCCGCGGAUCGUCGACGUGCUCCAUCCUACACCCAUGCUGACAUUGAACGUCAUGCCUGGGCAUUGGUGGACGCUGCCGCCAUCGCUCGCACCUCAACCCAUUCCGGUGGACUCGUGGAAGGUUCUGCCGUCGACGCCGUCGCCGACAGUAACAUCGUGCAGCGACACGCAGUCGAAUGCAUUCUGGCCGUCGGAGAUGAGCAGUCUUAGCGCCGCGCAACUCCCGUCGCCGACGCCAUCCUACAGCCAACCGACCAACUACACCUCGGCGCCGUUCUUCAGCUCGCCACAGGCAAUCACGUCCAUGCCCACCCUUCAGCUGCCCAGUACGAUACCAUCGCACUGCGGCACGGACUUGGGCAUGGGCCACUUCGACAGCUUCGGCUGGAGUGCGAGCUCGUUCCCAUCGCAAUACGCCACGGCCGUGUGA